This is a messenger RNA of Triticum aestivum (bread wheat), 2799 nucleotides long. RefSeq names its product N-alpha-acetyltransferase 35, NatC auxiliary subunit. Gene Ontology annotation, biological process: N-terminal peptidyl-methionine acetylation. Gene Ontology annotation, cellular component: NatC complex. NCBI's taxonomy places the organism in Eukaryota, Viridiplantae, Streptophyta, Magnoliopsida, Poales, Poaceae. Bases 603 to 2528 code for a protein of 641 amino acids. The record is from RefSeq and is a predicted model, not a curated record. The transcript has 16 exons.
UUCCACCUCCACGGCACGCAAAAGCCUCCGCCGCCGAAACCCCUCCCCCCGCGCCGCCAAAGCCGCCUCCACAACCCCCCCUCACCCCAACCCCCACCCCCACCCAGGCGCGGCGGCGGCGGCUCCACCUCCACCUCGACCGCGCGAGAGAGCGGAGGAAUCGCCCCUCCUCGCCGGCGCCCUCCUCAGCCCUCGGCUGGCCUGGGCCGAGGCGGAGCGAAGAUCCCUCCAUCUUCGGCUGGUAAGGGAGCCCUAGCUCUGCCCGGGCCGCCGUCGGGUUUCGCUCCGGUGUGCUUACCAUCAUUGUUGCCGUGGGCAGUCGAGUCGCAUCCGGCCAGAUCCGAUGGAGGCGGGCUCCUCCUCGCCCGCGGGCCCCGCGCCGGGGCCGCCGCCCUCCAUACCCCCCUCCGGCGACCAGGGCGUCUGGGCCGACGUCUCGCCGCUCAUCGCCGCCGCCUGCGCUGAUCUCCAAGAUGGGGAACUUGUUCAUGGGGAGAACUUCAGUUUGUUUGCCGCAAUGUCUGCAUUGGAAAUAAUGGACCCUAAAAUGGAUUCCGGUAUCGAGAGAAGUGGAUAUUAUUCCAUCGAUGAAGCCAUAGAAGAUGGCAUUGCCCCAGUUCCACUUAGUUUGGACAGAACACUUGACAUUCAACGAACUCUUGAUGUCAUCGACCAUCUUUUCUCAUGCAACCUGGCACAAGGGUCACACUCUAGCACAAACCGUCUUCACAUGUAUCUACCUUAUGAAAAUGGAGAGAAUUUCAUCGCAUGCUGUCCUAAAUAGCUUCUGCAGGAUUUUGCGUGCUACUUGUAAUUCUGUCAUUUCUGUCGUUUCAACUGCCCGAACUCAUGAGGAAGAAGACCUCUUUACAAUGUCUUUUGGACUGCCUUUGAAUGGUGAAGGUGAUGAUAAGUGCUUGUCAGUUCUGAACUCGGUUGAAGAGACAAUAUCUCGUCAAUUGCGUGCAUGUAAAUCCCAAGCAUUAUCCAAGAAAAAAACACUAGAAGAGUUUGAAUCACUGCAGGAUAAUCCUGAGCUGGAAGAGGGUUACUGCAGAGCCUUGUUGUGCAGAUUACGUUUUCGUAAGCAUUUUCACCAUGUGGUUACGUGCAUGAGGAAACCUCAAGGAAGAGGAUUGGAUUUGGCUCGCAAGCAUGUUACGUCAUGCUUGGCUGAGCUUAGUUUGAUGCUGAAGUCCCAAGAGUUCCUUAAGUCUCGGUCUGACAUUACAUCGCAAAAAGGUGAUGAAAGCUGCACCACUGCAUCAGGUUGCUGCCCUAUUGGCUUUGAUGUCAGUCUGAAUAGCAGACUUCUGAGUCCAGCACCACCGCGUGCUGUUCAAAUACUCGCCUGGAGUGAUGCAAUUAGGUACUUUGAGAAGCUUCUGCAUGAUCUAGAUAUCAUUUGUGCUCUGUCGCUUGAUCCCGUGCUUGAGAAUGUUCUUCACUUCAUUGCACAGUUCCAAAAAUCUGUACCUGAUUUGGUUCCUAGAGCAUUUCUUCAGACUUUAUUGGUUCAAGAUGGCAAACUUUAUGGGCGAGACUUGUUUUGCGAUGUAAUUUCAAGGGCUUUGUCAUUACCGGAUAUUAUAGGAGAUAAGGAAUUCCAGUCGAAUGAGUUUGUAGUGCAGCUAGGUCAGUUGGUUAUCAACUUGCUUAAAAUUCUCUGUACAAACACUGCAUGGCAACGGCGCAAGCUUGGGAAGAGCUUGCAGGAUUGGAGUACCAUUUCCAUACAGUUGGAGCUUGCAUUGAAAAGAGAGUUCGGUGAAACUAGGAAUGUCUUGGCCGAUGAGAACAUGUGCAUGAGAGUAUCAAAGCAACUACUUGUUUGGUCUCAAGAACAUACAUACUGGAUUGCUUCUCGGUUUCUCAUAUUGGGUUUUGAGCUUGACCUCUAUUCUCCGAGUGAAUACUGUAUGGUGUACUGGUAUAUGCAUGUGGUGUUUAUAAAGCUGAUAGAGAAGAUGCAGUUACGAAUCCUUGCUAGCAACGAAAACUCGCGAAGAAAAGGGAAAAAGAAGAAGGAUCAUUCAAAGGACUCUGUACGAGACACACCAUUUCCUCCUUCAUGUUUAUUGCUUCAGUGCUAUGUUCUAUUAUCAGAAGGACUUUCAAUGUUGCUGGCUGCCCUGAGGAAGGAAAGCAAGUCAUUCCAGUCACCAAGUAUCUUCAAUACUGAACAAGAGAGAUUCAUGCAGCAUUUCGAUCUUCUCCAGAAAGCACAAAUACCCGAGUGCAUUACCUACUACAGUUUCAAGGAAGCGGCUGCCCAGGCAUACAUGGCAGACGUAAUGAAAUACAACUUUUUCAAGGAAAUCCAGAAGAUAAUCCCCUCCUUGAAAGGUAGUUUUGCGAGCGAACCAGAAAAGCUUGCAGAGCUCCGCCAGAUUGAACAGGUUGCCGAGCACAAUAGGAUAGCCCUAAACAUCAUCAACCACGUUGGUGCUAGCGAUCCGAAACUGAGGGUUUCGUUUGAGUUUACGCACCACCCCCACUUUGCGGUCGCAGUUGUAAAGAGAUCAUAGGUUCUUCUCAAGACAGGGUAAAAGAUUUUCCAACUCUGUUUUAGUGAUGGCACAGCUCGGGUCUGUCAUUCUUGAUUGUUCAUUUGGUUCGGGCAAAUCUCUCUUUAGGCUGCACGAACGUGACAAUUUUGUAGACAACAGGAAGAAUAUAGCAAAUGCCAGGAAAGGCUGACGCCCCUGGCUUUAUUCUGUCUAGCAAUUUUUGAUAUCAUUUAUUCUGCAAACACACACUGUACAAAUGUUCUAUAAUUCCAGCGAGAAGUUGUUGGCA